AUUCACUCUGCCAUUUUAGCCAAAUGCCAAACUUAAAAACUCGGGGUGGCUUGUUUCAGUUUGACGUAGAUAAUUAUUGAUUUUAAUUAAUUGUAAUUGUGAUGUAUUGAUUUGAGUGAACCAUUGUUGAAGAUUUAAAGCCGUUUAUUUAACUGUGGUAUAUUUAUAAUUUUGUAAGCUCUAUUUUUAUUUCUCACAUAAUUUAAAAGUUAGUCGCCCUUUUCAAAAUGGCAGCAAGUGAUUCAUCUACGGACGACUCGCUCUAUCCGAUAGCAGUUUUAAUUGACGAAUUAAAGAACGAGGACGUUCAGCUGCGGUUGAACUCUAUCAAGAAACUAUCAACAAUUGCUUUAGCAUUGGGUGUGGAGCGGACACGCAGCGAGCUGAUCCCAUUCCUCACAGAAACAAUAUACGAUGAAGAUGAAGUUUUGUUGGCUCUUGCUGAACAAUUGGGCACCUUUACACCUCUUGUUGGUGGGCCAGAGUAUGUGCAGUAUUUGUUGCCUCCCCUGGAGUCACUGGCCACGGUAGAGGAGACAGUGGUGCGAGACAAGGCAGUGGAGUCUCUGCGACUCAUCAGCUCCCAGCACAGUGCCGGCGACCUAGAGACCCACUUUGUGCCACUGGUGCAGCGACUGGCACUUGGAGAUUGGUUUACAUCCCGCACCUCCGCCUGCGGACUCUUCUCUGUCUGCUACUCAAGGGUCAGCCUUUCUGUCCGAGCUGACCUUCGCAACCACUUCCGUAACCUGUGUCAAGACGAUACUCCAAUGGUCCGAAGAGCUGCAGCAAGCAAGCUGGGCGAGUUCGCAAAAGUAGUGGAAGUGGAGUAUUUAAAGUCAGAUCUCAUUCCAAUGUUUGUUACUUUGGCACAGGAUGAACAGGAUUCAGUGAGACUGCUGGCCGUUGAGGCAUGUGUCAGUAUUGCCACCCUUCUGCAGCAAGAGGAUGUGGAACAACUAGUGAUGCCAACUUUGCGACAGUGUACAGGAGACACUUCAUGGCGAGUGAGAUACAUGGUUGCUGAUAAGUUUACUGAGCUGCAGAAAGCGGUAGGGCCGGAGAUCACGAAGACGGAUCUAGUGCCAGCGUUCCAGUCACUUCUCAAAGACACAGAAGCAGAGGUGAGGGCGGCAGCCGCACACAAGGUCCGAGACUUCUGCCAGAACCUGGAUCAGUUCCAGCAGGAGGCCAUCAUCAUGAACUCCAUCCUGCCAUAUGUCAAAGAGCUGGUAGCUGACCCCAACCAGCAUGUCAAGAGUGCCCUAGCCUCCGUCAUCAUGGGCCUGAGUCCCAUCCUUGGCAAACUCAACACAAUAGAGCACCUACUACCCCUCUUCCUUUCUCAGCUGAAGGAUGAGUGCCCUGAAGUUCGGUUGAACAUCAUUUCCAACCUGGACUGUGUCAAUGAAGUCAUAGGAAUACAACAAUUAUCACAGUCCCUGUUACCCGCCAUCGUGGACUUAGCGGAAGACUCCAAGUGGAGGGUGCGACUUGCGAUCAUUGAGUACAUGCCCUUGCUGGCAGGCCAGCUGGGAGUUGAGUUCUUCGAUGAGAAACUCAAUGCACUCUGCAUGACCUGGCUUGUCGACCACGUGUAUGCAAUCAGAGAAGCUGCAACAUUAAACUUGAAGAAAUUAGUUGAGAACUUUGGGGCUGAAUGGGCUCAAAACACAGUUAUACCAAAGGUCCUAGCCAUGUCCAGGGACACGAAUUACCUCCAUCGAAUGACCUGCCUCUUCAGCAUCAAUCUGCUGGCCCCAGCCUGUGGUCCGGACAUCACCAUCAGAAUGAUGCUGCCGACGGUCAUUGCUAUGGCCAAUGAUUCCGUGCCCAAUGUCAGAUUCAACGUGGCCAAGACAUUACAGAAAAUAGGACCUGUCCUAGACCCCAACUGCAUCCAGACUCAGGUGAAACCAGUGUUAGACAGACUAAACGUGGACACUGACGUGGACGUCAAGUAUUUUGCGUCAGAAGCCAUCACCGGCAUUGCAGCCUGAACGACUGGAAGUCAGUGCUGAAACCUUCCAAUCUACACAGAUACUGAAGGCAACUUGACUAAAGUUACGUAAUAGGCUCUAAGUAUUGUUUAAAAAGUUACUUCUUAUAUUUCUUGUAUGGAUUAACAUUGUUUGAUUUAUCUCUCGCAAUUGUAUUUAAACUUGAAUGUUAAUUCUUUUUAAGUUAUUUAUGAAAUAAACCAAUUGUAUCAUACAA
Messenger RNA from Homalodisca vitripennis (glassy-winged sharpshooter), 2217 nucleotides. It is a transcript of the gene Pp2A-29B, whose product is annotated as serine/threonine-protein phosphatase 2A 65 kDa regulatory subunit A alpha isoform. The coding region runs from base 228 to 2000 and encodes 590 amino acids. Gene Ontology annotation, biological process: protein dephosphorylation. Gene Ontology annotation, molecular function: protein phosphatase regulator activity; protein binding. NCBI's taxonomy places the organism in Eukaryota, Metazoa, Arthropoda, Insecta, Hemiptera, Cicadellidae. Gene Ontology annotation, cellular component: cytoplasm; protein phosphatase type 2A complex. The record is from RefSeq and is a predicted model, not a curated record. The transcript has 12 exons.